AGUGGUUUCAUAUGAAAGGGGAGGGUGCUGUUUCUUCACAUGAAAUCAGUGAGAUCUUUUAUCAAAUCCACAGCUGGGUGCUGGUGGGCUCACACAUACUUUAAUAUUUGCAAAACGCGUUUCGUUCCUGUUUGUGGUUGAGGGCGGUCACUCUACCUCAGCAGUGCCUGUCAGUACUUGUAGCUUUGCGCAAAAGUACUCAUGUGAUCACUAUUCUUCUGUAAGUCUGCAAACUGCGCAUUUGAGGGGGCACUUUUCAUGCGCUCAUUUUCGGGCGCGUUUGUAGACAGAGAAUAAAAGGGGACUCUCUUUUCUCGGGACUUGUUGCUUUCUGAUCAGCCAUUGUGGACGUCGACAAAAAGGGGGAAGGUCUUGUUCAUCUACCCGCUGGACAGACUGUGAGCUGUAUGCGUGAAGGACACUGCUGUAUGAACAUUUGGAUGAACCAUGAAGCUGCCGGUCACACUGGGAUGUCUGCAACCAGGAAAGGAUUAAUAUAUUCUCCUGCUUUCCGAGGGGUUGUGAACGCGUCUUCGUUGUCAUUGUAGGCUUCACUUUUUUCCAUGUUUUCAGAUGUGACGGAACCCGAAAUGAGCGGAUAGAUAGAUCACUUGUUGCGGAGGUUUUGUGAUUGAAUACAGUCUAAAGAGGAGAGUCCUCGCAGCUCUGUGUUCUGUGAUCCUGUGCCGGAGGAAGUUGGCUGUUUUUUGUCAUCGCAUCUUGAUAACUCCACGAGUCUGAGCUGCAGUCUGAAGACCCAGGCAGCGCAUGAUGAAGAAGAUGGUAUCCAAACAACCGUGGAGUCUCUUCUUCCUCACAUUGUCGUCUUUAUUCUCUGUGGUACUGUGCAGCACAGGGGCAGAGGACCUGCAGGAGGAGGAGGACUUCAGUGCUGAGUCAUGGCUCCGUAAGUUCGGCUACCUGUCUCAGGCGAGCAGACAGAUGUCCACCAUGCAGUCGGCUCAGAUUCUGUCCAAAGCGGUGAGCGACAUGCAGCGCUUCUACGGCCUCCAGGUGACGGGAGAGAUGGAUGCAGCUACUGUUGCGGCCAUGCGGCGACCUCGCUGUGGCCUCCCAGACAGAAGAGCGUCGGAGAUUGACGAAGGAUCGAGGAAGAAGCGUUACGCUCUGACCGGACAGCAGUGGGACAGAGACCACAUCACUUACAGCAUCAUGAACCAGCACAUCCCGUCCUCGCUGGGUGAGGAGCGGGUGUAUGAUGCGAUCCAUAAGGCCUUUGACGUGUGGAGGAGGGUCACCCCGCUCACCUUCGAGGAGUUACCUGCUGAAAACAGCAUCAGCAUCAACAGCAGCCAGGCAGAGCUCGCAGACAUCCUGUUGUUGUUUGCCUCUGGUUUUCAUGGAGAUAUGUCACUGUUCGAUGGAGAGGGGGGCUCUCUUGCUCAUGCCUACUACCCCGGACCAGGAAUAGGAGGAGAUACACACUUUGAUGCUGAUGAGCCGUGGACUCUGGACAACCAAAACACAGAGGGUGUGGACCUCUUCCUGGUGGCGGUCCACGAGCUCGGUCACGCUCUGGGUUUGGAGCACUCAGAUAACCCCAGUGCUGUGAUGGCUCCUUUCUACCAGUGGACUCACACACACAACUUUACGCUUCAUGAGGACGACAUCAGAGGAAUACAGCACAUAUAUGGUCCUCCUCUUGUCACUAAUGCUCCUCCAACUUCUCCUCCUGCACCUGACGAUGAACCCAAGGAUGACUCCUUCACCUCCCCAUCUCCCCCUGAAGACGAGCCCACCUCCACUCCUCCAACCGACCCUCCACCCAAACCGACGGACAGCAGCCCACAUCCACCAGCCCGGCCUGAGACGAGCCCAGGCCCCACUUCACCUCCUGUUCUUUCCACCGUCACCCCCACAGACUCCUUACCUGAUCCAGAACCUGUCACCCCACACGUCAGAAAGGAUCCUGCGCCUCCUCCUCGGCCACCUGCUCCUCCGAAGGUGCCGGAAAACCAGGCCCCCGAUAUCUGCGACGGGGACUUUGACACAGUGACCAUGCUGAGGGGGGAGAUGUUUGUUUUCAAGGGUCGCUGGUUCUGGCGUGUGCGCAGGAACCGGGUCUUGGAUAACUACCCCAUGCCCAUAUCUGUGUUCUGGGUCGGCCUGCCGAGUGACAUUGACGCAGCCUACGAGCGCCAUGAUGGAAAAUUUGUCUUCUUUAAAGAUGAUAGAUACUGGGUGUUCAGGGAGGCUGACGUGCUGCCAGGUUACCCGCAGCCUCUACAUGAGUAUGGGCAGGGAGUUCCUGCACACAAGAUUGACACAGCUAUCUGGUGGGAGCCAAACGGGUACACAUACUUCUUCUCUGGAGACAGAUACUGGAGAUACAGUGAGGAGACCAGGUCUACAGACCGAGACUUCCCAAAGCCAAACUCCAGAUGGGGAAGGAUCCCCGACUCACCCAAAGGAGCCUUCCUCAGUGAAGAUGGAGCUUACACCUAUUUCUACAAAGGCACCAGUUACUGGAGGUUUGACAACCGCAGGACAGAGGCAGACAAAGGCUACCCUCGCUCCAUCUUGAAGGAUUACAUGGGCUGUGUUGGAGUCCCUGACCCAAAGCCUGACGUGGACCCUGAGCAGGAACCAAAAGACAAACCAGUCAACCCGUCAGACAGAGGCAAAGACGAACACAAAGAACCGGACUCGGGCGGAGAUGAAGAAACCAACCCUGAGGAAGACAAAACCCCUGACAGCACAGAGGAGGAGCAGGAGGAGGACAAAGAGGUGAAAGUGGUUGUGACUGUGGCCGACAAUGAAUCAAAAGUCAUGACUCUAGUCAUGGUGUGUGUUCCCCUCGUGCUCAUCCUGUGCAUCCUCGUUCUGAUCUACGGCAUCCUCAGGACUCUGCAGAACAAGGAGACACCAAGGGCUUUGGUGCACUGCAAGCGAUCUUUGCAGGACUGGGUGUGAGGCCCGAGUUUUAAGGGAUAGAACGGGUAUUCAUCAUUUUCUAGUACAGACGUUGGCGUCAACCUUUUUACUCGUGGCGCCGUGGAAAGAAGCCUUGACACAGUGCCUAGGUAUCAGAGAGCAGUGGAUGAGUCACUGUUUUUGGCCCUUAUACGCUGUGACACCUUUUAUUGCUCAUGUGAAAUAAUGUACAAGUGGUAAAGUGGGUGCCUGUGGAGCUACAGUCUGCUGGCCUUGAAGAUUUCCCCCUGUGCCUCCCUUUGUGCCUUCCAAACAUCUGAAAAUCAACCUCUCAGUCUUCUUACAUCACAGCAUUGUGUGCGUUAGAGUCACGCUCACACUUGAAAUGUCCACUUCUACCAAUUCUAAUUGCACAUAUUCGGUACAGCUGAUUUAGCCGUAGUUUCAAUGCAGACAAAGUCGAUAUGCACAUACAUUACUCUAAAGCAGAUGACUGCUUUCAGCUAUGAAAACAGAUCAAAUCCAUGCAUUGAUAACAAAAGCUUUUCCACACUGCAACAACUCGAAACAAAGCUUUUUGUCUUAUUUUCACCAAGAAAUAUCUCAGUAGAGUUGGUAUAAGUCACAUUCACUCGAUAAGUCCAAACCAAAGUUUUAUUUCAAGAUUACUAUAAGCAAAAAUAAGACCUGAGUGCUUUCAUUGAGUAAACUAAAAAUCUGCGAAUGGGGUAAGAAAAUAUUUGACUUUAGAAUAAUGUCUCGCCCAUAGACUGUAUAAAUAAUGGACGUAGUCCCCGUUACGUCACCCAUCUGUUCCUGAAGCGCUGUUUUGAAGCCAAUCAUCAGCGGAUGCCAUAUUAGAAAUGAUGAUCUCAACCUAACUUCUGUCAAGCUAGUGUGAGGUAAAGAGGCGGGCUUCACCUCAGCAAGGGCUUCAUAUUUUGAGACCAGAGGUUGCCGUUUGGUCUCGCCAUAUUGACCCGAGUAUGACACGUUUAUUUUCUUUGAAAUACAUCAGAAAAAAAGUAGGACUGUCUAAUAUUAAGGGUUUAGUAACUUAAUGUCAGAACAACAGACAGCCCCACUGAUCCCUAAAGCGAGUGUCCUCCUCUUGACUUUGGCCAGCUGUGACUCUGGGUGCCAGCGGGAUGAAAGACGAAGAGACACGGUAGACGAAGAGGCUACAAAAUAGAACGAGUCCCUGACAUCUGAGGCGGAGUUAUGAUGCCUUUCUUAAGAAACAGAUCUCAGAGUCUUUAAACAAAGAAAUAUGAUGUCACAAAAUGUAAUGACCUGAGAUAUCGAGAAAAGAACGUCUUAAAAUGCGUUUAUGUUCCUGUAAAGAGACUUAGAAUCAGGGUUGUCCCAUAUUCAGGGCAAUACAGUAAUUCAAGACACUUAACAAGUUUUGUUUACCCCACAGGCAGAAGUUUUACUCAUCACAAGCAGCUCUGGUCUUAUUUUUUACUCGUACUAUCUUGAAAUAAGAUGUUAAUCUGGAUUAAUCAGGGGAAUGUGUCUCAUAUUCAGUGUAUUGAGAUAUUUUGAGUUAGAAAUAAAACAAAAACACUUGCUUAGCUUUGAGUUUUUGCAGUGCACAUGCUUGACUAGGGUGCCUUAACCUAUCUAGACUUUUCUCUUUGUUCAGAGCAGAUAAUUUGCACUUUUUGUUUCUAGUUGUUGUCUUUGUUUUGCUGAAUUUGCUUUUCUGCAGAUUCAUCUGUGUAUGUUUGUAUAAAGCGAACCCUUCAACCUUGUUAAGGAGCUUGUUCUGUGACCUGCGUAGGAAUGUCAGACAGCUGUGUGUCCAUGACCACCCAUCUCCCACGGAGCCCAUUAUGUCUGCCCUCUCCCUCUCUCUCUGUCUCACACACACACACAUGCACACACACACAUGCACCAGUAUCACAUGAUGAAGAAAAAGAAAAACCCUGCUUCACUUGUUUUUGCGUGCAUAUCCACAUUUCAGACACACACACCAAGACUUCGAGACCACUCACCCAAACAAAGGCGCACAGAGUUUUGCACACAGACACUCGGGCUCCAGCCUCCCCUCCUCCCACCACAGCCACGAUAACUGCUCAGACUGCACCACUAAAAUCUCAAUCCCAGCGGAGACAUAUUGAUAUACGACUGGUGCCAGAGCUGACGUGAAAUACAAGAGUCAGGGGAUUUAUUUACAUUUAAUGAGAAGAGUUGAGAAUAGUUUUGGUCUUCACUACUUCUGUCUGUGUCAGCUCAACCUGUGAAGAGUGAACCCAAUGCGUUAUCUGUAUCUCCUGUAUCUCCUCUACUGUCUCCAUGCUAAAGCUUGAUUCAGUCAAAGCUUGUUGCAUUGUAAUGGACAUGGGAGAAGCCUGCAGGCUGGAGAGGAAUGGGUCAGGGUCUGGUUUCCAUUAAGCCCACAUGCUGCUGAUUUAGUACUGUCAGGCAUGAAGGGGGGGAGGGAGAGAAGGGAUCUGAGGAAAAAGAGUAUAAAAAGUGGUGGUGGGGAGUUUGGAGAAAUGAGAGAGAAACAGAUGAGGAGGGAGAGAAAGGGAGGGUGGGCUCUGCCAGAUUUUCCUUUACAGUGCUCUCUGGAAAGGAGGAGCGAGAGAAGGAAAUGGGGGAGGGAGGAUUUUGGGGAGGGGCAGUGCUGGCGUUGCGCCUCUUGACCUAGAUCGGGACACUGAGUCCACUCCUCCUUUUCAAGUCGUUUUUGCUUUAGUUUGUUACCAUGAGGUGAAGAUGACUUCCUUUGCUACCCACUCCUCUCUUCCUCUUUUCCUCUUCUUCUUUUUUUUUUGUUUUUCUGCUCUCAGUGUGUUGUUUUUUCUUUAUAGCGGUACCUUACUCCACUUUUGUGCUCCCAAAUGUGAUCAUUCGCCUCUCCACUCUUCUGUAAAGUGAACACAAACAUAACAAAUGUACCCAAUGCAGAUACAAAGCUGCAGAAACAGACUCAAACUCUGAUGUGUCCAAGAACUCACAGCUGUAUGUUUGUUUGUACAGACACGAACCAGUCUCACGCUCCGAUCAUUACCCUGUCCUUCAGGUUUGUGCCUUUAGUUUGUGUCCUUCAGAUUUCAGUGUGCCUUGUUUUAUGUGAAUAUUAGGGGGCAUUUUUUUUUACUAUAAAUAGCAUGAGGGAAAGUUUUUCAUUUUUUCUACUCAAUCUGUCAUCUCUAGUUUUGUAAAUUUUGUUUCUGUUCAGAUUUUUGUAACAAUAGCAUACAGUAGAUUUUUAUGACCAUGUUGAUGCAUGCAGGGCAUGUUAUGUUAAACCUGUGCACUCCUGUGUAGAGUACAUUAAAGAUCUCACAAUAAAACUCACAGGUAAAAGCAAA
Notolabrus celidotus (New Zealand spotty) is the source of this 6221-nucleotide messenger RNA. It is a transcript of the gene mmp15a, whose product is annotated as matrix metallopeptidase 15a. The record is from RefSeq and is a predicted model, not a curated record. Bases 769 to 2934 code for a protein of 721 amino acids. Gene Ontology annotation, molecular function: metalloendopeptidase activity; zinc ion binding. The transcript is spliced from 10 exons. Lineage: Eukaryota; Metazoa; Chordata; Actinopteri; Labriformes; Labridae. Gene Ontology annotation, cellular component: extracellular matrix. Gene Ontology annotation, biological process: extracellular matrix organization; proteolysis; collagen catabolic process.